AUGGCGCCGGCGCCGACGAUGAGCGUGCCGCCGAGCCCUGCCAGGCCUGCCAGACCGUUCGCCGGUGGCCACGUGAGGUCGGCCAGUGUGCCGUGCCACUCCCACCCGCUUCUCACGCACGUCGAUGACCAGCUGCUAGCGCUGCGCUCUUGGACGUCCAACCCCGGCGAAAACCCGUUGUCGCUGGCGCACGUCAGGGCGCUGCUCUGCGUGCUCGACGAGCUGCUUCACCUGCCGCUCGCCGCCGCCGCCUCCACGGACCACCUGCUCCACGGUUUCCUCGUCCUCGCCGACGCCUUCGGCACCUUCCUCUCCGCGCUCCUCGCCCUCAGGCAGCACGCCUCGGAGCUCCAGGCCGCCGUGCGCCGCCGCGACCAGCCCAAGAUCGCGUCCGCCGCGCGCGCGCAGAGGCAGGUGGACAAGGAGCUCGCCCAGCUCGCCGCCGCCGUGGCGCGCGAGGCCUCGAGGUGCGCGCGCGCCAGCGUGACCACGACGACGACAUGCAGCGACCACGCCGGGGCCACGGAGCUCGAGGUGGCCAGAACGGUGGCCGAGGCCAUCAAUGACACCGCCGUGGCGUCGGCUUCCGUCUUCAUGGAGGUCGGCUCCCUUGCCGACGCCGCGGCGGCCGCGGCUGCAGCACCCCCGACGAAGAAGAGGCUGCCGCCAUUGAUGCACUCGUCGUCGAGGAGCAAGAAGCAGCCGAGCUGCGAGGAGCAAAGGGGAGUGGCGGCGCUGCAGAAGCUGAAGGAGCUGGAGCAGUGCAUCGGCGAGCUGGAGAGCGAGAGCGAGAAGGUGUUUAGGAGUCUAGUGCAGGCUAGGGUUUCACUGCUCAAUAUUCACACGCCAACAUUUUAAUCACAAAAUUUAAGCUGGUGGCCAGGCAAACAAAUUUAAAUGAAUAAAGCUGGCUAUCACAUAAUUAAGGGACUAAUGUUAGGUCUUAACCAACAUAUUCAUGGGGUAAAGCUAAUGUGUUAUGU
This is a messenger RNA of Oryza brachyantha (malo sina), 983 nucleotides long. RefSeq lists its product as uncharacterized. The record is from RefSeq and is a predicted model, not a curated record. NCBI's taxonomy places the organism in Eukaryota, Viridiplantae, Streptophyta, Magnoliopsida, Poales, Poaceae. The transcript has a single exon. Bases 1 to 858 code for a protein of 285 amino acids. Gene Ontology annotation, biological process: root development; shoot system development.